UCAGUUUUCAAAUAUAGAAUCACGCGCGUAUAUCACCCGUUUCAUAACCCACUCUGUUCUAUUCUGUUUUGUUCAAAAGUCUAAUAUUCGUUGCGUUUGAGGAACGUUGUAUGAAUCAUUCAAGACAUCGAUGGUAUCGAUGUUAGGAAUUUUUCCAAUCUAAAUAAUCAGUUAUACUAGUCGUACAACUUUAAAAAUUCCAUGUACGGUAAAAGUUUAAACGAAAGUGGACAAGUCGUUCCAUUAUAAGUAAUGACGGUCGUCUUCAGUUUAGUUUUCCGGCUGGUUUAAAUAGAUUAUGAAAAAAGCUCUCCUUCUAUAUACUUGCACCUCUCACUGCCAUUUUCGCUCUGCUUCAUCUUUUUUUAAUUUAAUUUAAUUUAAUUUAUUUUCAUUUUAAAUAGGAUUUGAUAAUAUUUAUGUUUCGGACUGGAUAAAUGAUCGUGUACUUAAAUUUCCUCCUAACUCAAAUUCAUCUGCAAAUAGCAUCAUGGUGGCUGGAACCGGUGUGGCAGGUUCAUCCCUCAAUCAAUUAAACACACCUUGGAAUAUCUAUGUCGAUGAAUCUGAUAACGAUGCAUUGUAUGUUGCAGAUUAUGGGAAUCAUCGUGUGAUGAAAUGGCCUCCAAACGCUACAAAUGGCACAGUCGUUGCGGGAGGUAACUUCGCUGGCUCGCUAUACACGCAAUUGAGUCAUCCACAAGGUGUUUUUGUCGACUCAUCUGGAACGGUCUACGUUGCUGAUUAUGACAACCAUAGAAUAAUGAAAUGGCUGAAAAAUGCAAAUAAUGGAACGCUAGUGGCAGGCAUUUCGGGCUCUCCUGGAACCACGGCGACGCAAUUGAACAAUCCGUCCGGAGUCCGAUUCGACAAGAAUGGAGAUAUGUACGUCUCCGAGUAUUCGAAUAAUCGCGUUCAACGAUUCACGAUUAAUAACACGUCUUGUUAA
This is a messenger RNA of Didymodactylos carnosus, 949 nucleotides long. The record is from the annotation of a GenBank genome assembly. Lineage: Eukaryota; Metazoa; Rotifera; Eurotatoria; Philodinida; Philodinidae.